Misgurnus anguillicaudatus (oriental weatherfish) is the source of this 4973-nucleotide messenger RNA. It is a transcript of the gene grik1a, whose product is annotated as glutamate receptor, ionotropic, kainate 1a. The record is from RefSeq and is a predicted model, not a curated record. Gene Ontology annotation, cellular component: membrane. Lineage: Eukaryota; Metazoa; Chordata; Actinopteri; Cypriniformes; Cobitidae. Gene Ontology annotation, biological process: monoatomic ion transport. Gene Ontology annotation, molecular function: signaling receptor activity; ligand-gated monoatomic ion channel activity.
GCGUACAUUUUGAAACGGAAUACACAACUUUCUAAGUUCAAAUGACAACAUUUACCUAACUUUACCUCAUCUUAUAUAAGUCUAGGUAUUGUUUUACAUAGUAAUUUAAUAUCUGGAUAUCUCGACAGAAAUGCGUUAUGAUUAUGGUCAAUUCUGUUAAAAUAAUUCUGACUAGAACUGCAGCUCAAUAAAGUAACAAACAUGCAAAGUCUGUGAGCACUGAAGAAACAAGUGGAAGAAAGCAGAGCAGAUUUUGGUUUAAUCCUCCGUCUGGAUGAUGGGUAUGUCAGUGGCACGCGCGUUCACCAUCCUCGCGCGCGGCGCGCAACACAGACUUUCAAACGAUGAGCAGACGACAACGACCAAAGUCUUACCUGGUGCUCCUUGAACACUUCGGGGAUUUUUAUCGAGAAAUCCUCACAAUAGUGCGCAAUGGGAAAUGAAUGGAGGCUGAGGAGUGGCACGCGCCUCAAUUCAGUGUUAUGACAGGAAGUUUCUUGUUUUUUACCUGUUGUGAUUACGGCGCCAUGGAGAAGCGCAAACGACUGUUAUUUUUCCUUUUAUACUUGAUGUCAAAGUUUUACCGUAGUGACCAGCAAGUCAUAAGAAUUGGAGGUAUUUUUGAGACGCGGGAGAACGAACCUGUGAGUAUGGAUGAAGUCGCCUUUAAAUUUGCUGUUACUAACAUUAACCGAAACCGAACCUUGAUGCCAAACACCACGCUGACCUAUGACAUCCAGAGAGUAAAUCUCUUUGACAGUUUUGAGGCCUCACGAAGAGUAUGUGACCAGUUGGCCCUAGGGGUUGCGGCGGUCUUCGGCCCCGCUCACAGCUCCUCCGUCAGCGCCGUCCAAUCCAUUUGCAAUGCCCUAGAGGUGCCACACAUCCAGACCCGCUGGAAACACCCAUCUGUGGACAAUAAAGACAAUUUUUACAUUAACCUCUACCCUGAGUACACCUCCAUAAGCAGGGCUAUUCUGGACAUUGUCACUUUCUACAAAUGGAAGUCUGUUACUGUGGUGUACGAGGACAGCACAGGAUUAAUGCGCAUGCAGGAGCUGAUCAAAGCGCCGGCGAAAAACAGCCUCAAGAUCCGGAUUCGCCAGCUGCCUUCGGGAGGAGGCGACUCUCGCCCCUUACUGAAAGAGAUGAAGAAGGAAAAGGAGUUUUACAUCAUCUUCGACUGCUCCUACCAAGUAGCCGCCGAACUUCUCAAACAGCUGAUGUCGAUGGGUAUGAUGACUGAAUACUAUCAUUUCUUCUUUACCACUUUGGAUUUGUUUGCUCUGGAUCUCGAGCCGUACCGUUACAGUGGGGUCAACAUGACGGCCUUCCGCCUCCUGAAUCUGGACAAUCCGUUUGUGGCAUCCGUGAUCCAGAAGUGGUCCAUGGAGCGUCAGCUGACCCCGCCCAAACCUGAGAGCGGAUUGAUGAGCGGCAUUAUGACUACAGAAGCCGCUCUCAUGUAUGACGCAGUGUUCAUGGUCGCUGUGGCGUCUCAGCGGGCAACGCAGAUGACCGUGAGCUCCCUGCAGUGCCACAGACACAAGCCCUGGAGGUACGGCCCGCGCUUCAUGAACCUGUUUAAAGAGGCACAAUGGGAUGGUUUGACAGGACGAAUAGUCCUUAACAAGACUGAUGGUUUGCGCAGAGAGUUCAACUUAGAUCUGAUCAGCCUCAAGGAGGACGGAGCGGCAAAGCGUUUGCCCGACGGUGCGUCACGACCCACUAAAUUGUGGACAAAGAUUGGCGUGUGGAAUUCUUACACAGGCCUCAAUCUGACCGAGAGGAAAGACAACAAAAACAUAACAGACUCGCUGGCUAACAGGACACUUGUUGUUACAACAAUCUUGGAAAACCCAUAUGUUAUGUAUAAAAAGUCAGACAAGGUGCUAUAUGGGAAUGAUCGGUUCGAGGGCUACUGUCUAGACCUGCUGAAAGAGCUCUCGAACAUUCUGGGAUUCACGUAUGAAGUCAAGCUGGUCACUGAUGGGAAAUAUGGUGCUCAAAAUGAUAAAGGAGAAUGGAAUGGCAUGGUUCGGGAAUUAAUCGACCACAUAGCUGACCUGGCAGUGGCUCCGUUGACCAUCACUUACGUCAGAGAGAAAGUCAUUGACUUCUCCAAACCCUUCAUGACCCUGGGUAUCAGCAUACUUUACCGCAAACCAAAUGGCACCAACCCAGGGGUCUUUUCGUUCCUUAACCCUCUCACCCCUGACAUCUGGAUGUACGUGCUGCUGGCGUGUCUGGGAGUAAGCUGUGUACUCUUUGUAAUAGCCAGGUUUACUCCAUAUGAAUGGUAUAAUCCCCACCCCUGCAACGCUUCCUCUGAAGUUAUCGAGAACAACUUUACACUGCUCAAUAGUUUAUGGUUUGGAGUCGCGGCUCUAAUGCGUCAAGGAUCUGAACUGAUGCCCAAAGCACUGUCCACCAGAAUCGUGGGAGGGAUUUGGUGGUUCUUCACUUUAAUCAUCAUAUCUUCCUACACGGCCAACCUGGCUGCUUUCCUCACAGUGGAGAGAAUGGACUCCCCCAUCGACUCUGCAGACGAUUUGGCCAAGCAGACCAGAAUCGAAUACGGAGCAGUAAGAGAUGGAUCCACAAUGACUUUCUUUAAGAAAUCCAAAAUCUCAACGUACGAGAAGAUGUGGGCAUUCAUGAGCAGCAGGAAGAACACAGCGCUGGUGAAGAAUAACAAAGAAGGGAUCACAAGAGUCCUGACCACUGAUUAUGCCCUCCUCAUGGAGUCCACCAGUAUAGAGUACAUCACCCAGAGAAACUGUAACCUUACCCAAGUCGGAGGACUGAUUGACUCUAAGGGCUACGGAGUUGGGACCCCCAUAGGCUCGCCCUACCGAGACAGGGUGACCAUCGCCAUCCUACAGCUACAGGAGGAAGGAAAGCUGCACAUGAUGAAGGAGAAAUGGUGGAGAGGUAAUGGAUGCCCUGAGGAGGACAACAAAGAGGCUAGUGCCCUGGGUGUGGAGAACAUCGGAGGGAUCUUCAUCGUCCUGGCCGCUGGUCUUGUGCUGUCUGUGUUCGUGGCCAUUGGAGAGUUUGUCUACAAGUCACGCAAAAACAGCGACAUUGAAGAGGCUUUCUGCUUCUUUUACGGAGUCCAAUCCCAGCAGCUGGAGAGGAGCGAUUCCAUCUCCUCCACUGGCACCUCCUUAUCAACAGAUUUAGAGAGCGGGCGGCUCCUCGGGGAUGACAUAUGUUCCUCACAUUAGCCACUCACAAGCUCAUAUCUGUAAGGGCUGCCUGUCAUUCAAAAGGCCAAAAUAAACUCCCUCAUUCGGCACCAACUGGUUACUUUCGAACCGCCUUCCCAAACCCUUGACCUCAAUCCCAUGCCCAUACGACUGAGAAAUUAAGUACGGUUUUCAGGGAGAAGAGAAACACAUUUCUUUCUCACCCUGUGUGCAAACAGAUAAGAAAUAUAGUGCACACAGAAACUUUAUUGCUAUUUGAGGCUAAAUUUAAGUGUAAAUUUAUAUAGUUGAUGUCCUAAAUUGACCUCUUAUGAUCUUAAAAGUUUAGACCACGUGGUGAGGAUAUGUAGGCAUAUGUGUAUAAUGAUCUAUUCAGUGGUGGCCGGUGACUUCUUUUUUUGAGGGCGCUCGAUGCGAAGUUCGUCACAACAUGUAUGUAGCCCGUCAUGUGUGUGGUUCGUAAUUUCAAAAUAUGUGUUCUGCGUGUCGAGUGAUCCUAUGUGCAUCACGUGUCUUGUCAAAAUAAGUGCCUGCUGCAGACGCAUCUAAAGGGUUUAUGAUAAAAGAGAUGCUUGCGUUGCCAGAUACUCACAUAAUCUCAUGCGCAAUCACAGUUUACUGUUAAGGGAGUGUCUUGCGUGUAUUUUGUGAACGUGAGCGUCUCUUUUAUCAUAAACGAUUUUGGCGCGUGUGCAGCAGGCACUUAUUUUGACAAAACACGUGAUGCACAUGGUACACACGACGCAACAAACACAUAUUUUAAAAACACAAGCAACACACAUGACACUCCGAACACAUAUUUUGAAUUUGCGCCCCUCGGAUGAGCAGUCACGAGCCGCCACUGCUAUUUUGUAUCUAUUUUCAAUAAAACAUACAUAUGGUAGCUCAUAGGUACAAAUCUGUACCUAAAUGGCACAUAUUGGGACCUUAUUAAAGGGUGCCGUCCCAGUGACAGCUUUUGUACCAUUUUUUCAUCAUGACCUUGGCAUAUCUAGCACCCUGCUUUACCAGUUGCGCUUCAGGAAAGCCUGGCAUUACAGGAAGUACGAAAGAAACACUGAUAUCAGUCUCUUAAAUUUCAUUAACCUUCACAUGCUGUAUAUGGCAUUGAGAUGAAAAGGAAAGUUUUCAUAAUGACUUGAUCUAGCAGGCCCUUAUAAAGAAAGUACAGUUAAAAGCCCAAGUUAAUAAGCUCGGUGGAUGACUAUAAUAAGCCAGGAGUUUAUUCACUGCACACUGUGGAAGUGCGCUUAUCUGUCUCCCACUUCCCCCAGUGACAGUUUUUGUGCAGCGUUGGUCCAAAUGCCUUAAGCUGUAUUUAAACAUCCAUCUCAUAAUAAACAGUGUCAAUUGUAAUGCAUUUGCAAUAUCAUUCUGGUGCCUAGAUAAUGCUGGGGGUCCCACGCAAGACCUCCAUACACCUCCACCCCAUCUGUAUAUAUUAUUCUGGUGUGCGUGUGGAUAUGGCUCGGGGCUGCUUUGGCCUCACACAUGGCAUCUGUACAUUGCCACGAGUCAAAUAAGUGAUUAGAUAUGAGAAUCAAGUCUAUGGGAUGUUUUCUGUUUAUCUGAUGCAUAUUUGUCUGCCAUGAUUCUCAGUAAAAACAUAAAACUUAAUAGAUUGACUGCCUUAUAGUGCAGUACAGAUAUCAAGCCAAUGCAUGCAGUCGAAUGUGUGAUGCGUACCGGACAGCAUUAGGUCGUGCUAGCCACGAGCGCAUGUGUGUGUGUGGAGUCUCACGCAAGCCCUCGUGUUCUUUU